AAUCCUAGUAUCAGCCGUUUUAURUAAAACAUAUAUAUGGUAAACUAUCGUCAGAACCAAUGUCGGGAAAUUCACUCUGAUUUCUGAAGCAAUUUCAUGUUUUCUUCCGUAAAUUUUGAGAUAAUAAUCUUUUCGGGCAUAUCACAGUCAUUAUAAGAUGUUUAUCACUGUUCGAUAUGGAGAUGGCGAACAAACGUUAUUUAAUCCACAAUGUAAAAUAUCUGCCUUACUCGAAGACAUUAAACGAAGAUGCAAAUGCACAAAAGAUGCUUUAGUUGACCUAUCAGACGAGAGUGGGAAUCUCAAAUUCUUAGUUGAUCAUCCACUAAGUUACGCUUCUGAAAUCUUGAAAGAAAGAGAGUCUUUCGUGYUGAUCAGAAUUGAAAAAAAAUCAGAAGACGAAGGCUCAUCUUAUACACCGCUAUUGAACGAUAUCUCUACGAUAACAGCUGCAUUUUUAGAACGUUUAUCGAAGUGCGAGAGCGAUGCCACAACUGCGAAGCAGUCAGCCGCUAAAACAACAUCACCAACCACCACGCCCAACAAGAAAGGCAACACCUUGAACAAGGCCAAAGCAGCCUUYAUGUCAAACCCUGCACGGUUAAAAAGCAGAGAUCGAUCCUUUUCGAACAAGAGUCCCACGUUAAAAAAGGCAAGCAGAUAACAAAGCUAGGGGAUGCCUUGGACAUCAUUUCAUCAUUGUCUUUGGUCGGAUUCCUAUUUUAUCAUCUUAUGUGUCGGUAGUCCUUCAAGCUCACGCGAAGCAAGGAAUAACUCCGAAAAAAGGGGUUGGAAGUUGUCAGACUUGAUAGACAAUUCUUUUGAUCAAACAUUCUCGCUCACGGCAUAAAAAAAGUCGCCAGUUAUACUAAGCGACAAUUUCACUUUUCUCGAUGAACUUUUCAACGACAAGGAUACUAGUAUUAUAAAAUACAAAUGUCAUUAAAAUCGGAAAAGAAAAUCAAAUCAAAUCAAAAUUUAAUUAAUCUUGAAAUAAAUGRACAAGAUAUUCAAAUAAAGAUAUAGGAAGAAUUGCUUGAGAGCCUGGUGCGAGUCAUUGUGUUUGGAGUCUGCCCUUGUUUGAGGGAUCGCCAAAGAUAUCCAUGUCCGAUUAAAUGUUAAAAAUUGCGAUCUCGUGCAUGGUGGUCCGAAACGUAUCCUGAUACCUUAAC
Exaiptasia diaphana is the source of this 1172-nucleotide messenger RNA. RefSeq lists its product as uncharacterized. The record is from RefSeq and is a predicted model, not a curated record. The coding region runs from base 158 to 664 and encodes 168 amino acids. The transcript has 5 exons. NCBI's taxonomy places the organism in Eukaryota, Metazoa, Cnidaria, Anthozoa, Actiniaria, Aiptasiidae.